GAACUGCAAAACGAAAAUACGUUCGCCGAAGACUUAUGUGUUAUGUGAAUUCAAUAGCCACACGAAGCCUGCUUGCUUAGAUAAUAUGAUCGAAUGGUCUAAAUUUGGACUCAGUUUACAAACAAGUGUCACAGUAUGUAUUUAAAUGUGGUUGUCCAAUGUCAGCUCAAAUUAGAGAGUCGGGAUCUGAAGUUGAGGUUGUGACUCAGAGAGCUGAGAAAACCCUACGUGGGACGGGAUCAAGCAGUUAUUUCUUCCGCCAACGCAAGAUAAUCACCUAACGUGGAGUUGAAUAUAGAGUGACAGUAUCACCUUCAAUAAUGACAAACCCAAAAGACAGUUGCACGGAGACCACACCCAUCAGUGUGUCCUCGGAUGAUAGCCGAAACAAAGAAGAGGGCGAUAAGAUUAACGAGGACAUGGGCCAAAGAAGCCCUAAACGUGGGGUCGAUUCUACACUCGGUCUCCCGCCGUCUGAAAAUCGAGAGUCUGUUUCAGGCGACAUCCCUCGCCCACAGCAGUCAGAGCCUUUGGAAGCUGUGAAGGAGAAAAGCAUUACUCUUAAGCAAGAGGAACCGAGUACUGAACCAUCGCAAGGAACUGACAAUGGGGAUGAUGAAGAUGUGAUCAGACUGAAUGAAGCCUUGUCCAGAUUGGAUGUCAAGGACGAAGAUGGCCCUGAAGGUUUGUCAGGCUGCUCUUCUAGAAGUGAAAUAUUGACCAGAGUGCCUGAAACGACUUCUUUAGGUUCAUCUGUUGAUCCUGAGUCCGAUGAGUGCGGAGAUAAGGGAAGUGAAAGGUUAUCCGAGAGCUCCCUGGAAUCCGACGGGAAUGUGAGUGACGACGAAAGUGACAUCGAUUCCGAUGGAAUAAGUUCGAUGAGUGAUUCUUCUCUGCCACAAGACAGCCGGGAACAGCUUGUAGCGAGAGGACCAACAAGACGCCAAGCUUCACAGCCCCGUCAUCAGGGCAAGCCAUAUGACCGACAGCCUGCUUCGCCUUAUGUCGUCACCCGUGAACAAAAUGAUGACCUGAUGGAGUUAGUCAGGGGUUCUUCUGACGGUAAAGCCUUGUCCCAACAUUCAUCACCACAGGGACCUUUGGAUCAGACGUAUGUAGAUGCUUGGCAGGAUGAUAUCGUCGGUAAUGAUCAGUCACAGAAUGCUUCUGGAAUAUUUGAAAUCGCGAUUCAGAUCAAUCUUACCUUGAAAACCUUGAAGACAUACUCGCCUCCUUGAACCAACUAACACUUCAGAUCAAGCUUUAAGCGCAUCAGACCUAACAGAAUAUAAUAACUUUCUUAAUACCAAUAAUGUAGAGGACUUGGCUUGUAGUCCAGCACCUAUGCAAUCUACAAUACCAAUUGUGGUUGGGGAAAAACUGGAAGAGGAAAAACUGAAAGAAUUGGAAGCAAAA
Messenger RNA from Haliotis rubra (blacklip abalone), 1416 nucleotides. RefSeq lists its product as uncharacterized. Bases 321 to 1238 code for a protein of 305 amino acids. The transcript has 2 exons. NCBI's taxonomy places the organism in Eukaryota, Metazoa, Mollusca, Gastropoda, Lepetellida, Haliotidae. The record is from RefSeq and is a predicted model, not a curated record.